GGAGUAUAGCAGUGGGAGUCAUUUCCCCAUCCCAAAAAUAUUUAAAUAAAUACGAUUUGGAAUCGAUAGCUGACACCGUGGGACAACUGUCAACCUCAUCGAUACAGUUUGUGACAAUCGGUUGUUUUUAUUUCGUGGGUAAUCGCGGAAGCAGCGGAUACUGUGCGGUUGUCUGAGUGCAUGAGGUGGAUGGUGCGCUGGGGCGAACCCAAAAUAUUUUAGCAGUGCUAUGUUAGCUUGCUAGUUUAGCUAGCUUAGCUAGUCCUGACAGGCACCAGAUUCACAGGCCUGCGGAUGGGAUGCGUAUAUUGCAAUGAAAGACGGGACUAAAAGCGAAAGAUGUGGACCUUUUCAAACUGAUUAAAGUUCGUUAUUAUAUCCGUAUACUUUUUUGACAGCUGGCAAACGCCGUGGCGCUCCUGGAUCGCGUGUUGCUGCAUUCACUGCCAUUCUCUGUCGCCCCCCGGCCCGUGCCAGUGGAGCACUCCGAGCGGGCAGACUGGCACACGGCGCGGCGGUCACCUCCGCACAGAGACAGCUAUCGCCGCGGUUUGAUCUUGCAUCCUGGUCAAAACGCAACUCACGGGAGAUACAAUUUGUAGCUAGUAUCAGCUAGCUAUCACUUAAGAGACCCUGUGGUGGUGUGCGUAGCGCACCAUGGCCCAGACCCUUCAGAUGGCGAUUCCUAACUUUGGCAACAACGUCCUGGAGUGUCUGAACGAGCAGCGUCUCCAGGGGCUCUACUGUGAUGUCUCCGUGGUCGUCAAGGGACACGCCUUCAAGGCUCACCGUGCCGUGCUUGCGGCUAGCAGCUCUUACUUCCGGGACCUGUUCAGCACUGGGGGAGGCAGCGGCUCCAAGACCCCCACAGUGGUGGAGCUCCCCCCGGCCGUCCAGCCCCAAAGCUUCCAGCAGAUCCUGGCCUUCUGCUACACAGGCCGCCUCAGCAUGACAGUGGGAGACCAGUUCCUCCUCAUGUACACCGCAGGCUUCCUGCAGAUCCAGCAGAUCAUGGAGAAGGGCACAGAGUUCUUCCUCAAGGUUUCCUCGCCCAGCUGUGACUCCCAGGGCCUGCAGGCCGAGGAGGCUCCGACCUCCGAACCCCAGAGCCCCGUCACUCAAACCGUUGCCGCGGGGACUGGCAGUCGCCCCGCCUCCUGCCUUACCCCCCUCCCCCUCGUGUCGCGGGUGAAGACAGAGCAGCAGGGCAACCAAUCAGAAGCCUCGCCCUAUUCAGUGGUGUGCACCCCUGUGGCCAAGCGCUUGUGGGAGGGCAGCAGCAGCCGAGACGGGGGUGGAGGGGGCUCAGGUGGAGGUGGGUCCAGGAAGGCCGCCCGCUUUUCCCAGGAGUCCGUGCGAGGGAGUGCCAUCCAGAGCGGGGCGGGGAUAGGAUCAGGGGUCGGGGGUCACGGCAGCGGGUCCAACGGGAGUGUGGUCUCCAUGGGCAACGUGGCAUCGGAGGGCGCCAGCCCGGGCACGAUGAGCGCCUACACCAGUGACUCGCCUAUCAGUUACCAUGACGAGGAGGAAGAGGAGGAGGUGACGGAGGAGCAGACGGAGGAGCAGUACAGGCAGAUCUGUAACAUGUAUACCAUGUACAGCAUGCUCAACGUGGGCGCCGCAGCUGGUGAGCGUGUGGAGGCCCUGCCAGACCACUCAGAGACCCGGGGUCGUAUGCGGGGUCGCCAGGACCUGUCGUCUCUCCCCGCUGAGCUCAUCACACAGAUAGGCAACCGCUGCCACCCCAAACUAUACGAGGAGGGGGACCCCGCAGAGAAACUUGAGCUUGUCUCAGGUACAUGUGUGUUCAUAUCUCGAGCCCAGCUGAUGAACUGUCAUGUGAGUGCAGGGACCAGACACAAGGUGUUGCUCAGGAGGCUGCUGGCUGCCUUCUUCGACAGGAAUACUCUGGCUAACAGCUGUGGAACAGGAAUCCGCUCCUCCACUAACGACCCCAGCCGCAAGCCCCUGGACAACAGAGUCUUGCACGCAGUCAAAUUCUACAGCCAGAACUUUGCCACGAGCUUCAAGGAGAGCGAGAUGAACGCCAUCGCGGCGGACAUGUGCACCAACGCCCGCCGCGUCGUCCGCAAGAGCUGGAUCCCCAAGCUGAAGCUGCUCAUGGCCGAGGGCGACGCGUACUCCGCUUUCCUCCCUGACGCCAAGAUGGAGGCUGACGCCCUAGGGGCGGAGCCAGGCUUUGAACCCAACUCCCUGGAGGGCGCCGAGACAGGCGGCUCGUCCGGCGAGUCGCUGCAGGGGGUGGGCAGCGACGGAGGCACUUUGUUUUAGAUGGGGAGGUGGAGUACAGAAGUGUUUAGAAGACGAUGAUGAUGAAUACCUAUAUUUCCCUGUACUCCCCUCUUUCUUCUCCUCUGGUGGUGUGGCCCAUCCCCCUGACCCUUUGGCCUUUUGAUCCUCCGAUAUGUGACUCUGAAACGUUGCUAGGGGAAACAGGGGUUGUUACCAGGAUGUUAACCAGGAAGUUAUGCUUUAAUUUUGAAAGCGAAAGUCCAAGCAAUCGUAACUUCUAAUAUGGUUUCUGCUGUAUAUUAGUAUGGGGGAAGAGAAAGGGUGAUGGGUUUGUGGGGUUGCAGUAUUUUUAUUUAUUUACAUUUUUAGUUUUUUUAACCAAAUUCCUGCCUCUCCAUAUCAAAACACAUUCCCCUGGUUUUGAAUGUAGAUGUCAGCAGCAUUGCACAAUUUCAGUCUGAACGAUUGUAUCCCAACCUCUUGAGGAAAAACAAACCGACAGAAAGAUAACUACUCUAUGGAUAUGAGAGAGACUGUAGUUUCUCUCUAGAAUGAGAGAAAAGGGGAGAGAGGGAGCGAUAGAAAGACCCCUACCCCACCAGUCCUCCAACCCCACACCCCUCUGUGACCAGAACAAAAGGAUUAUGCCCUCGGUUUUAAUGUACUGUCUCUCUUGUAGCUGUUAUGAUCACAGCUCCUUUCUCUGUUUGUAACAUGGAUCCAGAGAUGAGGACUACAGGUUGUACCAUAAUUGUAAAGAAAUCCAAGGGGAACAGAAAAAGACGGUCAUAUUUUUUUGAAUAUGUAUUUAUACAACCGUGGGUGUGUACAGAGAGAAAGAGAGGGAUUGGUUUUAAAUCUCUGUUGUUUUAUUGUAUUUUGAACAGCUGUUUUUGCAAAGAAAGUCCUGCUCCGAAAAAUAAGAUUUAAAAGCAAAUAAAUUAAAGUGCUAUUUUUGCAUAAAAAUA
Molecule: messenger RNA, 3221 nt
Organism: Salvelinus namaycush (lake trout)
Lineage: Eukaryota; Metazoa; Chordata; Actinopteri; Salmoniformes; Salmonidae
Product: nucleus accumbens-associated protein 1-like
Exons: 8
Coding region: 658-2292 (544 amino acids)
Biological process (GO): regulation of transcription by RNA polymerase II
Molecular function (GO): DNA-binding transcription factor activity, RNA polymerase II-specific; protein binding; RNA polymerase II cis-regulatory region sequence-specific DNA binding
Source: RefSeq, a predicted model, not a curated record